This is a messenger RNA of Daucus carota subsp. sativus, 2756 nucleotides long. RefSeq names its product ATP-dependent zinc metalloprotease FTSH 4, mitochondrial. Gene Ontology annotation, biological process: proteolysis. Gene Ontology annotation, molecular function: ATP-dependent peptidase activity; metalloendopeptidase activity; ATP hydrolysis activity. Lineage: Eukaryota; Viridiplantae; Streptophyta; Magnoliopsida; Apiales; Apiaceae. The record is from RefSeq and is a predicted model, not a curated record. Gene Ontology annotation, cellular component: chloroplast thylakoid; membrane. Bases 181 to 2331 code for a protein of 716 amino acids. The transcript is spliced from 7 exons.
AUAUUGUUUUUGUCAAGCAUUCUUUACCCAAUAUAUCUCCAAUAUCCAUUAAUCGAUACACAGAUCUCUCAUCCUCGCCAAUUUGACCAUCACCAUAUAUACAUACAAAUCAUUUAUAUCUAUUUUUUAUUUAAUAAAGCAGAGCUAAAAAGGCUUGAAGAUUGGAUUUUUAUUGCAGCCAUGGCUCUUAGACGCCUUCUCUCUGAGGUUGCAUACAAGCAAUGUCACGUCAAUCAGUUGACCAAAUUGUUGGCUAACUCUUAUCUCACUUCACGAUAUUUAGGUAAUGCCGGAGCAAAUGGUCUUUCGAUUACCCCUCACAGGUUCCAGUCAAGUUAUGUUGGACGAUUGGGUCGCAGAGUACAAGAUUUAGAAGGAUCAAGUGAUGUUGCAUAUCUUAAAGAGCUUUAUCAUCGAAAUGAUCCGGAGGCAGUCAUAAGAUUGUUUGAGAGUCAUCCUUCAUUGCAGACCAACCAGGAUGCACUUUCAGAAUAUGUCAAGGCAUUGGUUAAAGUUGAUAGGUUGGAUGAUAGCGAGUUGCUCAAGACAUUGCAAAGAGGUAUUUCUGGUACUGGCUUCAAUAGAACAAUGGAUGAAAGUAUUGGUGGUCGUGCAGCUAUGAGAAAUGUGGGAAAAGCUUCGAAAGAUGGUGUCCUAGGAACUGCUGGUACUCCUAUACAUAUGGUGACUACGGAAGGAGGACAUUUUAAAGAACAACUCUGGCGUACUUUCCGAACCCUAGGCUUAGCCUUUCUCUUGAUUUCAGGCAUUGGGGCACUAAUCGAGGAUAGAGGAAUAAGUAAAGGAAUGGGUGGUCUUAAUGAAGAGGUACAACCCAUUAUGGAAUCCAAAACAAAAUUCAAUGAUGUAAAAGGUGUCGAUGAAGCAAAAGCGGAGCUAGAAGAGAUUGUUCACUACCUUCGAGAUCCUAAGCGCUUUACUCAUCUUGGUGGAAAACUGCCCAAAGGAGUUCUGCUUGUUGGUCCUCCUGGCACUGGAAAGACUAUGUUAGCAAGGGCUAUAGCAGGAGAAGCUGGGGUACCUUUCUUCUCAUGCAGUGGCAGUGAGUUUGAAGAGAUGUUUGUUGGUGUUGGAGCCCGACGAGUGAGAGAUCUAUUUGCUGCCGGAAAGAAGCGCUCACCUUGCAUAAUAUUCAUUGAUGAAAUAGAUGCCAUAGGAGGCCGGCGCAAUCCCAAAGACCAACAGUACAUGAGAAUGACUUUAAAUCAGCUGCUUGUUGAACUUGAUGGAUUCAAACAAAAUGAAGGAGUUAUUGUGGUUGCGGCAACUAACUUCCCUGAAUCUUUGGACAAGGCAUUGGUGAGACCGGGACGGUUUGAUCGUCAUAUUGUUGUCCCAAAUCCAGAUGUUGAAGGGCGGAGACAGAUCAUGGAAUCUCACAUGUCUAAGGUUCUAAAAGGAGAUGAUGUUGAUCUGAUGAUUAUUGCUAGAGGAACGCCUGGAUUCUCUGGUGCUGAUCUAGCAAAUUUGGUUAACGUUGCAGCUGUGAAGGCUGCAAUGGAUGGUGCCAAAGCUGUGAGCAUGGCUGAUUUAGAAUAUGCCAAGGACAAGAUAAUGAUGGGCAGUGAGCGCAGAUCAGCUGUUAUAUCAGAAGAAUCGAGAAAGCUGACAGCUUUCCAUGAGAGUGGCCAUGCUCUGGUGGCAAUCCAUACUGAUGGUGCCCUUCCGGUCCACAAGGCAACAAUUGUUCCACGUGGCAUGUCUCUCGGCAUGGUUGCUCAAUUACCCGACAAAGAUGAAACGAGUAUUUCUCGUAAGCAAAUGCUUGCUCGGUUAGAUAUUUGCAUGGGCGGUCGAGUUGCAGAAGAGCUUAUUUUUGGAGAGAAUGAAGUCACUUCAGGUGCAUCAUCUGAUCUCCAGCAAGCAACUAAUCUUGCCAGAUCAAUGGUUACAAAAUAUGGCAUGAGUAAGCAAGUUGGAGUUGUUACUCACAACUAUGAUGAUGAGGGGAAGAGUAUGAGCACCGAGACAAGGCUUCUCAUAGAAAAAGAAGUAAGAGAAUUGUUGGAAAGGGCAUAUAAUAAUGCUAAGGCCAUUCUUACAACCCACCAAAAGGAGCACCAUGCACUUGCUAAUGCAUUACUUGAACAUGAGACACUUAGUGGUAGUCAAAUUACAGCCUUACUUGAUAAACUCAAGUCUGAUCAGCAACAGAAGCUUGUUUCAACUCAAAGCACGUCACAGUCCAACCCAGUUCCUCCAUCAGGACCAUCUGCUGCAGCAUCUGCAGCAGCAGCGGCCGCCGCUGCAGCAGCUGCAGCUGCAAGUGCCGCGGCCAAAGCAAAAGGAGUUGCUCCCGUUGGGUCCUAGUUGCUGCUUGAAUAUUACAGGUAUUUAUUUCCCAUCAGAGAAGCCAUUGAAGUUUCAUUUGCAGCUCCGCUGAAAUCCUAUUUGUAUAUCAGCACUGAGUGUAGAAGUCAAUAUGUAGAUUAAGCGGAAGAAGUUCAUGUCAAAAAUUAGUGGUUAAGUCUGUUAUACUAAUUUCUUAACCCUUUGCCCUUUGGUCUUAUUUAGCCUUACUGUUGAUGAUAAUAAGUUUUGAGUAGCUACACCCAUCACCACCUUAUUUUUUUUGUUUUGCUUUUGCCCUUGUUUCUCUUGAGGCCUGGAGACACAUUGUAAAGCUAUGAGUUAGGAGGCCCUCAGUGUUGUAUUAUACAUACCCAUACUGCAAAAUUGUAGAAUUGUAAUACUAUAAGAUUACAAUAAGAGGUAUAAGAGUUGCAAUUUCGUAA